AUGGCGACCAGGCGAAACACGCUGCGGACUGUGCAGAAUUUGAGGUCAAAACGUAUUUUGGCCCUUGUACCCCAAGAAAACGCUCAAUCUGAUAUAAGUGGGACAUCGAACUCUGAGAAUGAGCUUGAAGACGAAGUGUACAACUUUCAAAGUCGAGCUUCUGAGUCAUCUGAAGCACCAUCAAUUGACUCUGCUUUAGAACGGCUCGAUAUAGAUUUUUCCGAUGACAAUUAUCCGAAUACGGCUCCGACUGAUCACACAGGAUAUGAUGAGACUGACAAUUAUGAUGAUGACCACCAAGAAAAUAACUUUUCACUGACAUCCAUAAGUUCUUUACCAACACUUUCUCCAAUGUCAAACAUACCUUCUAUGACGCCAUCAUUUAUAAUCAACCAAAGAAACCUAAGAAAAAAAUUGUUAAGCGGUAUGGCUUUAAUGAAAUCAAGUGAAGUCCCUGAAGAUGCUGUUGCACUAAGUGAAAUCGAAGCUACUACCUACAUGUGGGAUUUGGUUAACAACUGGGAAUCGCUUUCAGACACAUGGGCCUUACGAUUCACACCAGCUAUACUUGGUUCAAUUAAUGCCGGUUGUGGUGUGUUUAUAAAUUCUUACUACCGUCGAAAGCUAAAACUUGGCACAUAUGGAUAUUUUUCAUCUGUGAUUCCCAUAUCAAUAAUGCCAGGGGUUCUCACUGCACUAUUUCAUAGACAUUUGGUGUCAACGGAUAUGCUGUUGAUGAAGACUGAAACUUGCCCAAUCUGUUACGAGUUACGAUCGGGGAUGAUUCAAAUUGCAUUGGGUUUCUUUUAUCCCAUGGUGCUUGGACCAACAUCUUCAUUAAUGUUCGCCAACAGAUACUCCACUUACCGAGUACCAGACCUUGCUGAUGGGCCAAAGGUUGUAUUGAAUUUUUUGAGGACAAAAACAAAACCAUUCACAGGGACACUGACAUCCAUGGUGGCGAUACAGUUGGCCGCCUCCACUAUCCUGACGUACUUCGAGAUGAAAAACAAUAUAUCACUGAGACAGAAAAUUUUAGAAAUAGAGAAAAAAGUUUUAAAUGAAUAG
This is a messenger RNA of Parnassius apollo (apollo), 1068 nucleotides long. NCBI's taxonomy places the organism in Eukaryota, Metazoa, Arthropoda, Insecta, Lepidoptera, Papilionidae. The record is from the annotation of a GenBank genome assembly.